Molecule: messenger RNA, 1212 nt
Organism: Oncorhynchus gorbuscha (pink salmon)
Lineage: Eukaryota; Metazoa; Chordata; Actinopteri; Salmoniformes; Salmonidae
Product: 5-hydroxytryptamine receptor 3A-like
Exons: 10
Coding region: 1-1212 (403 amino acids)
Biological process (GO): signal transduction; chemical synaptic transmission; regulation of membrane potential
Cellular component (GO): membrane; synapse; neuron projection
Molecular function (GO): transmembrane signaling receptor activity; neurotransmitter receptor activity; extracellular ligand-gated monoatomic ion channel activity
Source: RefSeq, a predicted model, not a curated record
AUGAUUGACAAGGAACAAGGAAACUCAUCUCAUCCUAUCCACAAUAAUUACCUCAAGGUACCUGAGAGAGAUGCUGAGAUCAGUCUGGUGAAGGUUGAGGACAUUCCAAACAAGAAGAACCUUGAAGGAAACCCCCGCCUGCUGCAGCGGAUCCUGGAUGUGCGUAACAAUGAGAAGUCCCAAACCUUCACCUCCCAUGUGAUGAUCUCAAUGGGCUGGGAGAAUGAACUGAUAUCGUGGGAACCCAAUGACUGGUGUGGGAUUGAGAGCGUAGCAGUUCCCAGAGACAUGCUGUGGAUACCAGAUGUCAUGAUCUUAGAGGACAUUUCUGAUACAGGCAGUAUCACAUUGAGCCCCUACACAGAGGUGGCCCACUCUGGCAUGGCCUAUGUGACAGAAAGCCGCCGGUUGACCACCACCUGCAAGAUGAAUCUUUUUAAGUUCCCCUUUGACACCCAGAACUGCAGCAUUACCUUUAUUUCCUUUAUGCUAAAAGGUAUAAAGUUGGGGCCCUUCUCCAACAGCAUUAUCAUGAGCCAAUUUUCCGAAAAGGUCAUGGUUACAUUGGGGGAAUGGGACUUCCUGGGCAUUAGGUUGUCCAUGGAAAAGCUCAUCUACGACAACAACAUUGUUUGGGACAAGCUGGUCUACAAGAUCAGCAUACGAAGAAGGCCCCUUUUAUAUGUGAUCAACCUCCUACUACCACUCUUGUUUUUCCUCAUCCUGGACUUGGCCUCCUUUUUCAUUGAUGAGGCCAAGGGGGAAAAGCUGGGCUACAAAGUGACCAUACUCUUGUCCAUCUCUGUCUUACUGCUGAUUCUAAAUGACAUCCUGCCUUCCACAGCAGAUGACCUGCCACUCAUAGCUCUUUACUGCAUCGUAAUCUUUGCCCUCACGGGCCUCAGUCUCCUGGAGACCAUGCUGGUGAGCUUCCUGAUUGAUAUGGACAGCAGGGUUGAUCACGACAUCCAGACCUCUCCUAAGACCUGUGAAGAGACUCCGGAAGAGACCGAAUGCCAAAGAGAGUCUCAGAGAGAUGCUGAGAUCAGCCUGGUGAAGGUUGAGGACAUUCCAAACAAGGACCUUAAUGGAGACUGGCUGAGCAAUCCCCGCCUACUGCAGCGGAUCCUAGAGGUGCGGAACAUACGGCAGAAAUGGUUUUUUGCUAGCGUGAGAUGUGACAAGAAAAAGCCUGGACUGGUCUCAGACUAG